AUGAAGAAGGGGCAGAGUGGUAGUCGAGUUGCUGGUGGAACAGAGAGUAAUUGGUGCAAAGCGGCUCGCGGCGGCACCGGCAUUGCGGUGCUGGCGUUGCUCAUAACUAAGCCCUUUGAUGUUAACCGUCUCCAGCAAGGACUCAACAAACUGCAAAAUUCCCAUCCUAUCCUCAAGACGAGGCUUGUCUACUGCAACUCUGGAAUAGAAGGUGGAGGGACAGGGAAAGAAACAGGCUUGUCAUUUCUCACUUCUCCCACUCCUUACGUCAAGAUCGAAUCGUACAGUCUCUCUGCCACUUCUAAGAUCAUCGGAGGAGAAGGAAACGACACCGUUUCUUCCCCGUUGCAAAAGAUCCUAGAGCAUGAGCUGAACCAGAACACAUGGCGCGAUUUGAAUACCACUGCCGAAGGCUCCGAUAUGUUUUUGGCGAGCAUGUAUGCGGUGAGUGAGACUACGUGGGUGGCAGCGAUGAGGUUGCACGUGGCGGCUUGUGACCGUACGACGGCGGUGACGCUGUUGAAGGAGCUUCUUCUGGUGAUGACGGAGGAGGAGGGUGAAAAAGAGGAAGAGAGUAAGAAUGGAGAUCCGGGUGGAGGGUUGGCUUUGGCGAUUGAGGAUCUUGUGCCUUGCGGGAUGGCGAAGAAGGCUAUUUGGACACAUGGCAUCGAUGUGCUUAGUUACUCGGUGAACUCUAUCAGACAAACGAAUCUGAAAUUUCAUGACACUAGAGGCAAGAGGUUUUCGCAAAUUGUGAGACUGCAACUAAACCAGCACGACACCAAGAGGGUUUUAGCUGGUUGCAAGCGUAACAGGAUUAAACUUUGCGGGGCAUUGACGGCUGCAGGAUUGAUAGCUGCGCACAGCUCAAAGAACAGCUCAAGAAAAUAUGGGGUCAUAACCUUCACCGACUGCCGAUCCAGCCUCGAUCCACCUCUCUCUUUUCACGACUUUGAGUUAUUAAUAGUUUUGGGUGCUGAGGAGAAAAGUGUUGCAGGGUUUUAUAACUCCGCAAUUAUCAACAACCACGUGAUGAAAGGAGGGGAAAGUCUAUGGGAGCUGGCGAAGAAGACAUAUGGAGCAUUUGCAACCUCCAAGAACAACAAGAAGCACUUCACAGACAUGGCUGACACGAACUUCCUCAUGUGCAAGGCCAUAGACAACCCCAGCCUAACCUCAUCUUCAGCUCUUAGAACCUCCAUCAUGUCGGUGUUCGAGGACGCGGUGGUGGAUGACAGCACCGAGAUGCAGCGCCAUGUUGGGGUGGAGGACUACAUGGGGUGUGCUUCGGUGCAUGGUGUGGGCCCCUCCAUGGGGAUCUUUGAUACCAUUAGAGAUGGAGGCUUGGAUUGUGUGUGCGUGUACCCUGCGCCAUUGCACUCCAGGGAACAGAUGCAAGACCUUGUUAACAAGAUGAAGGCUAUUCUUAUUGAAGCUGGCAAGACCUGCCAGCCAUAG
Arachis stenosperma is the source of this 1458-nucleotide messenger RNA. RefSeq lists its product as uncharacterized. The transcript has 3 exons. The record is from RefSeq and is a predicted model, not a curated record. Lineage: Eukaryota; Viridiplantae; Streptophyta; Magnoliopsida; Fabales; Fabaceae. The coding region runs from base 1 to 1458 and encodes 485 amino acids.